AUGGCUAGCAUCGUUCCCAACGCAGUCACUUCCUCCAAGUUCGAGCCGCCUGUUCUGCUGUUACUCUUGCCUCAAGAGCAGUCGGCAUGGUGCCACCAACUCGCGGAAGAGGGAUAUACGGUCGUCCUCCUGCCGUAUCCUGGUCCAAUCGAACCUUUCGAUGACCUGUUGUCUGGUAUCGCGCAUGAUAUCUCCUCCAAUGUCUGGGGGGUUAUCACCUACGGUCUGAGUGCACAGGACGCGAAAGUGCUACGUCUCUGUCUUUCGCGAUCCAAGCAUCUGCCUGCAUCGCGACUGAGAUGUGUUGUGCACUUCAGUCCUCUCACUGAGGACCGAGAGGAUCUGAUAUAUAUGAAUGAGGCCGGCCGGUACAACCCGACAGCGGUUCAUUUGCACGCCUCGCAAGAGCAGCUGCACGCGAACCUUUCCCCGCUGUGCACCCCGGAGGGUCUCGGUUACACGCUGCCUACCUCUGCUUACCAUCCUGUCGAAGUCCACACUUACCCGCUCGUGCCGGCGUCACCCGCGUUUCCACUCCUCACGCAGCCUCCGAUCGUACUGAAGAGUGGUACGAGUUCCCCUCAGGAUCCACACGUGCAGUCGGCCACAGGGCUCUCGUACACACGGACGCUGCAGCUAUUGCGUCGGGAGCUGGGCCCGCAUUUCAAUCUUGAGAAACUGUGGGAACAGCAUACAUAUUUUGAGUUCGUCGAGCGUGAUGCGCCGAAAACCAUGCGAACUAUGGUCGCAUCGCCUUAUGUCAAUCACAUCCCUACCAUGACAGGCGGAGUGGGCUUUGACGAUCUUUCUAGGUUUUACAAGUAUCACUUUACCAGAGUUGACGUUACUCCUCCCGAUACAGAGAUGAUCACAAUAUCCAGGACAGUUGGCGCCGAUAGGAUCAUCGACGAAAUGAUCUUCAAGUGCACCCAUACCACUGAAAUCGACUGGCUCGCGCCCGGUAUAAUGCCGACAGGAAAGCCGCUCGAGAUAGCUCUGGUGGGCGUGGUCGCUUUCAGAGGAGAUAAGUUGACGUUUGAACACAUAUACUGGGACCAGGCCUCGGUCCUUGUUCAGCUGGGAUUACUUGACGCAUCCAAACUACCUGUCGCCGGAGCGGAAGUGGCAAGGAAAGCCAUGAACCCCUUCGGGCUGCCGAGCAACACACUUAUGCCUAGGUGGAGCAGCAGUGCAGGACUGAGUAUCGAGUAG
Messenger RNA from Gloeophyllum trabeum ATCC 11539, 1212 nucleotides. RefSeq lists its product as uncharacterized. Gene Ontology annotation, biological process: polyketide metabolic process. NCBI's taxonomy places the organism in Eukaryota, Fungi, Basidiomycota, Agaricomycetes, Gloeophyllales, Gloeophyllaceae. The record is from RefSeq and is a predicted model, not a curated record. The coding region runs from base 1 to 1212 and encodes 403 amino acids. The transcript has 14 exons.